Messenger RNA from Daktulosphaira vitifoliae (grape phylloxera), 1121 nucleotides. Its product is annotated as RRP15-like protein. The coding region runs from base 224 to 856 and encodes 210 amino acids. Gene Ontology annotation, cellular component: preribosome, large subunit precursor. The record is from RefSeq and is a predicted model, not a curated record. NCBI's taxonomy places the organism in Eukaryota, Metazoa, Arthropoda, Insecta, Hemiptera, Phylloxeridae. The transcript has 4 exons. Gene Ontology annotation, biological process: maturation of 5.8S rRNA; maturation of LSU-rRNA.
UUUAAUACAACAGUAUUCAUAUCUGUGACGAAAGAUAACAUUGUUUAUUAGAGUAAAUUAUAGAUAAGAGAUAAGAUUCUCUAUACUACACGUGCUCAGUGCAAUCUAUCGAAAUUAAAAUAUCUCUUAGUACUUUUAUUAUAAUAAUUUUAAUUAUUCAUUAAGUUUAUUUGUCAAUUAUCUGUAGUGUAUAAACAUUUAAAGUAAAUUUAUUGUCAAAAAAAUGGAUACUGAAGAACGAGAUCUUAAAAUGGCUAACCCAGCAUGGGCUGAUGCAAUGAAUAAAAUUUUAAAAACAAAAAAACGAUGUAAAAAAUCAUUAGUGCUAUCCAAAGCAAAGUUAAUUUCUAAUCACCAUGUCAGCAAAAUUAAAGAAGAAGUUGACAACACAGAUGCUUUUGAAGUCGUUAAUGAAGAAGGUGAGAAAAUUGUCCAAUCCUUUGAUUCAGAAGAUAUUAAAGAAGAAAAGCCAGACUUAGAUAACUUGGAACCUAGAAUACCAAAACGAAUUCGGAUUAAAGAACAGGUAUUGAUGGGAAGAAUGAAACCAUCUGUUACUGAUAGAGUAAAAGAAAAAAAUUUAUCAAAAAUUGCUACUAAAGGCGUUGUUCAAUUGUUUAAUAUGGUGAAGCAACAACAAAGAACUGUAGAAAAAUCAUUAAAAAAUAUUGGGUCAUCUAUCAUAAAACAGGAUAAAGUAUUAGAAUCAUUUGAUAAAAAAAAAGUUGUUGAAUCAUUUGAUCAAAAAGAAGAAGCUGGAUGGGAUGUAUUAAGAGAUGAUUUCAUGGGAGGAACUAAAAUUAAAAAUUGGGAUAAAAAAAAUGAAAAUGACUGUGAUCAAGAUCUUAAUUAUUAAGUAUGAUAAUAUUUUCAUAAAUUUUAUCUUUGUUUAUAUUUUAAUUAAAUGGUUAAAAUUAUUUUGUAUUAUAUCUUGUUUUGUAAUUUCAUCCUAUUUUUUUAUUGAAUUUACUUGAUCAUUUUUAUUUUAUUCUUGGUUUGUUUAUUAUCUGAUGUCUCGGAUUGAUUUCAAUAAUAUUCAAUUAUUUGUCAUUUUUAAUUAAAAUUAUUUAUUUAUUUUUAUCCAUAAACAUUUAUAACAAAUAAAUUAUUUUACUUAUAGU